CUGAUGGAUUACUGAGAUCAUAAUAAUUUUAUGUACAACAUAAUUAUAAUAGCAUGAUAUAAUAAUAUAGCUAGUGUAUAUUACAAGCAUGUACAAGUACGUAUACAAUGCAUAUGCAUGCACUUGUUACAUCCCAUGAAUGACACAUUGAUACCAGGCUGUAUUAAUUUGCUCCAGGGACAUCUUAGUCUCGUAUAACUUUUUUUCAUCUCGUACACAAGGAGAUCCAGAGCAGCAGCUUGGAGCGACUCGUAGCCUGCAUGGCUGGACCAUGCACACUAACAUCAGUGGUACCAGACCUAGAGUCCAACACCAAGGAUACACCACCACCACCACCACCACCGACCCAACCUCCUAUUACCACGGCAACAGAGGAGGUCAGCGAGGAGUGAGGAGACGCUGUGAUGGUGUACGAUAGCUCAUCUGAUUCCAGUGGCAACUCAGACGACCCUGAGGGCCGAAUGUGUUAUCGAGUAUGACCAUUAUGUUCUCAGAUUGUUAUCAGUUACUGUGUACAGCAGAUGACAAGAGCUUCAAGAGUCGUGAGGAUUUCUCCAGUGGUGAUGAGUAUGCCCGCUAUGUGAGAGACUGCAUCAGUAUGGGCAUGAUGGUGCGCUGCUGUGAGGGCUAUAAGGAGGUGCGCCUCGGGGACAUCGGACGUAUCAUGAAGGUUGACAGUGAUGGUCUCCAAGACCUGAAUGUGCAGGCCAACUGGCAGCAGAAGGGUGGCACUUACUGGGUGAGGUUUUGUCACUGCGAGCUGCUGGGGGACAUUGAAGCGCCCGAAGUGCUCUCCUUCAAACCAGGGGACAAGGUUCGCGGCAAGAGAGCCGUCAUCACUCCAAAAGUGUGGGUGUGGUCUGCUCCAUUAACUGGAAUGGCACUGACGUGUGUGUGGACUUCCCAGAACAGAAUAACUGAACUGGACUCAUCUCAGAAAUGGAGCUAGUGCCAGGGAUACACCCAAGACACAGAUGACAAGAGCUUCAAGAGUCGUAAGGAUUUCUCCAGUGAGUAUGCCCGCUAUGUGAGAGACAGUAUCAGUAUGGGCAUGAUGGUGCGCUGCUGUGAGGGCUAUGAGGAGGUGCGCCUCGGGGAUAUCAGCCGUGUCAUGAGAAGCUCACUCCUAGCCCCCUCAUCAAAGUUGACAGUGAUGGCCUCCAAGACCUGAAUGUGCAGGCCAACUGGCAGCAGAAGGGUGGCACUUACUGGGUGAGGUUUUGUCACUGCGAGCUGCUGGGGGACAUUGAAGCGCCCGGAGUGCUCUCCUUCAAACCAGGGGACAAGGUUCGCGUCAAGAGAGCCGUCAUCACUCCAAAAGUGUGGGUGUGGUCUGCUCCAUUAACUGGAAUGGCACUGACGUGUGUGUGGACUUCCCAGAACAGAAUAACUGAACUGGACUCAUCUCAGAAAUGGAGCUAGUGCCAGGGAUACACCCAAGACACAGCAGAUGAUAAGAGCUUCAAGAGUCGUAAGGAUUUCUCCAGUGAGUAUGCCCGCUGUGUGAGAGACAGUAUCAGUAUGGGCAUGAUGGUGCGCUGCUGUGAGGGCUAUGAGGAGGUGCGCCUCGGGGAUAUCAGCCGUGUCAUGAGAAGCUCACUCCUAGCCCCCUCAUCAAAGUUGACAGUGAUGGCCUCCAAUACCUGAAUGUGCAGGCCAACUGGCAGCAGAAGGGUGGCACUUACUGGGUGAGGUUUUGUCACUGCGAGCUGCUGGGGGACAUUGAAGCGCCCGGAGUGCUCUCCUUCAAACCAGGGGACAAGGUUCGCGGCAAGAGAGCCGUCAUCACUCCAAAAGUGUGGGUGUGGUCUGCUCCAUUAACUGGAAUGGCACUGACGUGUGUGUGGACUUCCCAGAACAGAAUAACUGAACUGGACUCAUCUCAGAAAUGGAGCUAGUGCCAGGGAUACACCCAAGACACAGGACAAAUACCACCCCCCUGACUACUACCUGCCCGAGUCCUACACUUGCUUCUUCCACCUCAAGAUCCCACGCUACUCAUGCAAACCAGUGCUGGAGGAGAAGCUUCGCUAUGCCAUCAACUUCUGCAAGUCUAUAGACACGGAUGAUUACGCUAGAGUGGGGCUACAAGAGGGACUGGGCUUCAUGGGGGACGAAGAUGAUGAUACAGUUGCCGAGGAAUCAUAAACUAACUGUACCAUAGCUUGUUUGUGUGUGUGUGUGUGUGUUGUGUUCACAUCAUCAAGCUAAGACUCUGUUAACCCAUCCCAUCGGUGUCUUUUGUAAUUGUAUGCACUUUAAUACAAAGAUGUACACGUAGUAUAAGAUUAACAUUGUGUUUGAAACAUAAA
Molecule: messenger RNA, 2312 nt
Organism: Halichondria panicea
Lineage: Eukaryota; Metazoa; Porifera; Demospongiae; Suberitida; Halichondriidae
Product: E3 ubiquitin-protein ligase HERC2-like
Exons: 12
Coding region: 476-949 (157 amino acids)
Source: RefSeq, a predicted model, not a curated record